AUGGAGGAGAGACAGCCGGCGACGCAACAGCCGGCGGCAGAGACUAUGACGGCCGUUAGUGUCACCGGUGGAGGCGCGAUUGUGACGUUGAAGACCAAGACCUUCUGCGGUUCCUCCGAUAAUUUGAACUUCAUCAUUGCUCGCCGCUUUACUUAUGGUAGAACUGUGCUCAGACCUUACGAUUGGCGUUAUAUCAGAGUUGAUUUACCAACGUGGUUUUCUUCAAUGACUCUAUCUUUAGAGUCUGAUGUAAACCUUGAUAAAAAAAGCAUUAUGAUAACAGAUAAAAGUAAUCUACCAAUGAUUUGUGCACGUGAAGGAAGUCCUCCUUUGCCUGAUUCAUAUAAUACUUCUUUAAUUGGUUUAGAGUUGGACCCCAUUUUAAAUGGAUCUUUGGCAAUAGAAGGUCUUCAGUUUGCUGAGAAAUGUUAUCCAAUGCAGAAAAAAGUUAUGAUAAGACUAACAAAUGAGCAGAUUUCUCCUGGAGUAUGGUACUUUGGUUUGUUUAAUGGCAUUGGAUCCACAAGGACUCAAUCAAAGAUGAUAAAUCGAGGUUCAGGGUAUUCUUUUACUGGAAAUGUGAGUGUUGAAGGUUGUGUGAGUCCAUCCAUCUCAGGGCAAUUCUGCAAUCAAACGGUUGACCAUCUUUCAUGUGUUGACCAAAACUCAACACAAGGAAUCAUCACUUCUUGUAAAAACGAUUUUGAGCAUUCUUGCAUUCAUUCAAAUGAAUCAAAACUCUACUCUUUGGACUUAUUGGGAAUUUCAGAAGAAAUCAUGAUAUCAUUGACAAGUAAUAAUAGUAGUAGUAGUAGUAAUACCACAUUGAUGUGCUAUGCUCGACAUGGUGCCAUACCAUCAUCAUCUACACAUGAUUAUUCGGGUAAUGUCAGUAAUGCCCCUUUGGUUAUACGAUCGCCUAAAGUUGGUCGAUGGUAUUUUACCAUUCUACCCCUCAACUUCUCAAAUGAAGCCACAAAGUUUUGCUAUUCAUUGGAAUGGAAAUUGCUUCGGUGCCCUAUAGAUAAGGCUGGAUUGAAUUGUACAUGGGAAAGAUACACACUUCAGACAAUUCUUAGGAAGAAUCCUUCUGUACCUUUCGAAUCAUAUUAUUUACCAGUGAGUGAUAAAAUCUCUUCGAAUUCUGCUAAUUUCCUUCUUGAGCCUCUCCUAAGCAACUCAUCACAAGGUCAAAGUCAAAGUCAAAGUCAACAUAUUGCUUGGACUUAUUUCCUAGUAGACAUCCCUUCAGGGGCAGCUGGAGGAAGUAUUCACAUUCGAUUGAAUUCGGAUACAAAAAUAAAUCAUGAACUAUAUGCAUCAUAUGGUGGACUACCAUUUGAAGAUAAAUGGGAUUAUUUUUAUGCGAAUUCAAGUAGCAAUAGUAAUGGUUCCAUGUUCUUUAAGUUGUAUGAUUCGGGUGAGAAGACAAUUAGUUUUUAUAUCGUGUAUGUUAGAGGAGGAACAUGGAGUUUUGGUAUAAAACAUUUGACUUCUUCCUCAAAAAGUCAAAGUCAAAGUCAAACUACCAUGUCUAUUUCGAUUGAAAGAUGCCCGAGAAGAUGCUCGUCUCAUGGAACAUGUCAAAAUGUUGUGGAAAUGAGUGGUUUGUCUCUAUACAGCUAUUGCUCAUGUGAUCGUGACCAUGGAGGCUUUGAUUGCAGUGUUGAAAUUGUCUCACAUCAAGGGCAUAUAUGGCAAUCAAUUUCCCUAAUUGCAUCAAAUGCUGCAUUUGUAUUUCCGGCUUAUUGGGCGCUUCGACAAGGGGCAUUUGCCGAGUGGGUGUUAUACACAUGUAGUGGGAUUUCUAGUGGAUUAUAUCAUGCAUGUGAUGUUGGCACCUGGUGUGCUUUAUCUUACAAAGUCUUACAGUUCAUGGACUUUUGGCUUUCAUUCAUGGCUGUGGUAGGAACUUUUGUAUAUGUAACAGAUAUUGAUGAAGGAUCAAAGAGGACAAUUCAUACAGUUGUUGCCAUUGUUACUGCUCUUAUGGCUAUGAAUGGACCAACAAGUUCCUCCAACAUUGUUCUUGUUAUAGCCAUUGGAGCAACGGGUCUUCUUGUUGGCCUUUUAAUCGAGUUCUUUACACAUUAUAGGCGAUUUCCAUUUUCAGCAGAACUUUUCCUUAAUAUGCUUCAUAGGUGGCAAACAGUCAAAGAAUGGUGUAGAAAUCUGAUAAAGACGAUUCUUAAACGUUUUCAGUGGUUCUUUGUGAUUGCUGGAUUUGCUGCAUUGGCAAUGGCUGCAAUAAGUUGGAGCUUGGAAUCAACCAAUAGUUAUUGGUUUUGGCAUAGCAUGUGGCAUGUGUCAAUAUACAUAUCUUCUUUCUUCUUUCUAUGCUCCAAAGUGAAAGCAAUGAAUUGUGCAAAUGGAGAGCCUGAAAACAGGAACUAUGAGUUGACUCGACAAGACUCGCUUUCGGGAAGUCAAGACCUAGGGGAAAAUGGGCGAGUUAGAUAGGAAUUAAAUCUUUCAUGGGAGCUGGAUUUUGGAAGCUUUAAAAUAUCAAGAGAUGGAAAUCUGUCAUGAUUGAAAAUGAAAUGGAAUUGAAGCUUAUUCUAAUGUAUGUAUGUUUUUGUUUGGGUU
This is a messenger RNA of Lactuca virosa, 2586 nucleotides long. NCBI's taxonomy places the organism in Eukaryota, Viridiplantae, Streptophyta, Magnoliopsida, Asterales, Asteraceae. The record is from the annotation of a GenBank genome assembly.